AUGAAGAAGAGUGACACUGCGGUGCCACCAUCUCCUGCUUGGUGGUAUUCCUGGAGAGAUUCUACAAUGCAAGCGACUGUGGACUGCGCAGUUGUGACAGAUAACGGCCUGGUGACCAUAACUCUCGUUACCGAGGAUGUUACUGGUGAAGGGCCCCACGACUAUAGCUAUGUAAUAGAAGACCACGAGAAGAAGGUUGCAAGCAUUUGGUGGGGAACCAGACUUCUCAACGCAUACUGGAGCGGCGUGAUGACCGCCGCCGCCACAAACAUGACGAAUAUAUCCGGCUCCGAGACCUAUGCCAUUAGUGGCAACUUCUCCUACACUCCCAAAGCAAGAGAACAAGAGUAG
Messenger RNA from Colletotrichum abscissum, 351 nucleotides. RefSeq lists its product as uncharacterized. The coding region runs from base 1 to 351 and encodes 116 amino acids. Lineage: Eukaryota; Fungi; Ascomycota; Sordariomycetes; Glomerellales; Glomerellaceae. The transcript has a single exon. The record is from RefSeq and is a predicted model, not a curated record.